AUGGAUGCGCUCAGCCCCCGACAGGGCAACAACACUACGUCCUCCUCCUCCUCCACCUCCUCCUCCUCCGAAGGUCUCUUCGGGACAAACGGCAGCGCUGCCGGCCUCUCCGACGUGACCUUCAGCUACCAGGUGGUCACCUCGCUGCUGCUGGGCACCCUGAUCUGCAGCGCGGUGCUGGGGAACGCGUGCGUCGUCGCUGCCAUCGCGCUGGAGCGCUCCCUGCAGAACGUGGCCAACUACCUGAUCGGCUCGCUGGCCGUCACCGACCUCAUGGUGUCGGUGCUCGUGCUGCCCAUGGCCGCGUGGAACCAGGUGCUCAACAAGUGGACGCUGGGCCAGGUCACCUGCGACCUGUUCAUCUCCCUCGACGUGCUGUGCUGCACCUCGUCCAUCCUGCACCUGUGCGCCAUCGCGCUGGACCGCUACUGGGCCAUCACCGACCCCAUCGACUACGUGAACAAGAGGACGCCCCGGCGGGCCGCCGCGCUCAUCUCGCUCACCUGGCUCAUCGGCUUCCUCAUCUCCAUCCCGCCCAUGCUGGGCUGGCGCACCCCCGAGGACCGCUCGGACCCUGACGCGUGCACCAUCAGCAAGGACCACGGCUACACCAUCUACUCCACGUUCGGCGCUUUCUACAUCCCGCUGCUCCUCAUGCUGGUGCUCUACGGGCGCAUCUUCCGAGCCGCGCGCUUUCGCAUCCGCAAGACGGUCAAGAAGGUGGAGAAGAAGAAGCAGAGAGCGGACCACCCCCGCUUGGGGGCGUCCCCGGCCCCGCCGCCCCGGAGGAGCAUCAAUGGGGAGCCCGAGGGCAGAGGGUGGGGGCAGGGCGCGGGGCAUAAGGCCGGGGGCGUUCAGUGCGCCAACGGGGCGGUGCGGCUGGGCGAGGACGGCGCGGCCUUGGAGGUGAUCGAAGUACACCUGAUGGGCAACUCCAAAGAGCACCUGCCCUUGCCCAGCGAGGCGGGCCCUGUCCCCUGGGCCCCCAACCCGUUAGAGAAUAAAAAUGAGCGCAACGCCGCCGAGGCCAAGCGCAAGAUGGCCCUGGCCCGCGAGAGGAAGACGGUGAAGACCCUGGGCAUCAUCAUGGGCACCUUCAUCCUCUGCUGGCUGCCCUUCUUCAUCGUGGCCCUGGUCCUGCCCUUCUGUGAGAGCAGCUGUCACAUGCCCCGGCUACUGGGCGCCAUCAUCAACUGGCUGGGCUACUCCAACUCCCUGCUCAACCCGGUCAUCUACGCCUACUUCAACAAGGACUUCCAGAACGCCUUCAAGAAGAUCCUCAAGUGCAAGUUCUGCCGCGGGUGA
Pipistrellus nathusii (Nathusius's pipistrelle) is the source of this 1305-nucleotide messenger RNA. Lineage: Eukaryota; Metazoa; Chordata; Mammalia; Chiroptera; Vespertilionidae. The record is from the annotation of a GenBank genome assembly.